AUGAGUAAUUAUUAAAAAUCAAACGAAUAAAACUUAUUAGUUUAUGGAACAGAAAGAGAACCAUUUGAAUUCUCAAAUUACGAAUAAUAACCAUAAAAUUUGAACUAAAAGGGUAAUAUUUCUUGUAAUCGAGUAGAAAAAGUAUCAAACGUAUAAUAAGGAAUAGCAAUAUCAAAUAACAACGAUUAUACUAAAAUGCAAGCAUAAGAAUUUUCAUAAGAUAAAUUGAUACACCAAUAAUGCUUUAGUAUCCAAAAAUAAUUCAUCAUCAAAAUUCUCAUAAUCUUUUUCUUUUGGUCUCUUAUUGAAUUUUUCUUAAUAUAUGCUCUACUCUAUGGAAUGAGAGAAUUUAUCGAUCUAAUAGCUCCUUAUUUAUUUCCAAUCUCUUUUAUGUUAAUGUAUGGACUAGCUAAAAUUGGAACUCUCUGGCAAUUCAGACAAGUACAUAUUUUAAGAUUAUUCCUAAGUUCCCGCAAAAUCUAAUCAUCAUAAUAGUCCAAGUCUAUCUAUCAACUUAAACUUAUUUGACAUUUUGCAGAUUAUUUAAUAAUAAUUCAAUAAAUGAUGAUGAUGGGGUGUCAUUUAGUGGUAAUUAAGAAUAUGAAUUUUAGCUGCUGACUUGGUAUUUGUACUGGCAGAAUAUUAAUUUAUCUUCAAUUGUGCAAUUAACCUAAUCUUAAUUGUAUAUUUUGCAUUUGAAAAAGAAGCCUUAAGAAUGUUUGGUAUACACAAUUUAAUGAUUUAGUUCCUAUUGCUGUUUGCUGUAUAUUUGGAUUAAUUCCUGUAAUAUUCAACAUUUGGUUUUUAAUAAAUUCCAUCUUCUCUGUCCUUUAUGGGUCUGUAAUCAUGAUGGUUAUUGGAUAGAUUUUUAAAGGAAAAGUAUUAAAAUCAAUUAUUUUAGUUUCUGAUUUAAGUGGAUAACAUAAUUGCUGCCACGAAUAUCCUCUUUUUUGGUGUCAUCCUGCCUGUUGAAAUGUUUUGA
Paramecium octaurelia is the source of this 982-nucleotide messenger RNA. Lineage: Eukaryota; Ciliophora; Oligohymenophorea; Peniculida; Parameciidae. The record is from the annotation of a GenBank genome assembly.